CUGUGGGACGCGGCAACCCGGAAGCAGGCUGCGGCUCAAGAUGGCGGAGACUCACUGCCUGCAGGACCUGAGACAGAACACAGCGUUAGCAUCCAAAGUCUUCAUUCAAAGGGAUUACUCGAGUGGGACAGUGUGUCAGUUUCAAACUAAAUUCCCUUGUGAACUGGAAACCAGGGUUGACAGACAACAAUUUGAAGAAACCAUCCGAGUGCUAAACAACCUGUACGCAGAGGCUGAGAAGGUGGGGGGACAGUCGUACUUGGAGGGCUGCUUGGCAUGUAUGACUGCAUACACCAUCUUCUUGUGCAUGGAGACUCAUUAUGAGAAGGUGUUGAAAAAGAUUGCUAAAUACAUCCAGGAACAGAAUGAGAAGAUAUAUGCACCACGAGGUCUUGUCAUAGUCGAUCCAAUUGAAAGAGGGUUGAGAGUUAUCGAGAUCUCCAUUUAUGAAGAUAGAAGUUUCAGCAGUGGAAGAUGAACUGUGGAUUGAGCAAGUGGGACCAAGGCAGCGAAGGAUAUGGACCACUUCUCCUGGGGACCAAUACUGCACCGAGCAUUUACCCUACCUCGUGACUGGGCUACCAUUCCACAAACACUUGAGGACCCUGGUUCCACCCGAAAGUUGGACGCUUUGUGACGUGUUUUAAUUUUGAAUAUUUACCACAAUAGUGGGAGGGGGGGGAUGCAAAUAACCAUGUUGAUUAAUUUAUUUUCUUCACUGAUUUUUCCUUUAGUAAAAAUAUUAAAUUCCAGUUAUACUGAAGGGGAACAAUUGAGGUGUUUGUAUAAUGGUGAUGCUGUCCGGUUGUGUAACUUCCUAGUUGUCUGAUACCUUUGAAUAUUGUGUAACACUAAUCGAAGAUGUUAUUUGCUGGUGUACUUUGACAUGUGACGUCAUUAACCCUAAGAGUACUCUCGGCUUCCGAGAACCUACCUGCAUUCAUCUUAACAGGUAGGUUGCUGCCACGUACUGGACUAAACUGUCCAGAGAGGAAGGCCAGGUUAUAAGAUAUCUAAUCGUAACGGGCGAACUGCUAUAAUAAUACAGUGACACUAUACUGUGAGGUUAAAAUUGACUGGUUCUUGCUCAAUGGCCAGCAAAAUGUCCUGUUCGAUCGGCGGGCAAGAAGCCUGGGAUGGAUUGGCCAUCGUAAUCUGCCACCGAUUACCGCUGAGCUCCUGCCAGUGAUCAAGCAGGCUAAAUCCUUCUGGGAAGGAGAUUAGGGGAAGGGAGGGGGAUAACGAACGCUGUGUACAAGAUGAAGCCUGGCGACCCGAAUGUGGUGGACUGCUUCUAAUGUGACGUUGACAGGAAAACCGGGCAGUUUGUCAGAAAGGUUUAAAUAAGAAAUUAUGUGGUUAGGUGUGUUUAGUGGAAACAGCGGAAGUGUUCAAAGGACAUCUCUGCCACGAAUUCUAGGGUGGUCGUGCCCUGAGAAUGUGUUGGUGAUGAGUCCAGCAGUGGCACAGGUGACUUGGACUUGUUUAAAUUUGGGGAUGUUUUCACUGUUGGCAUGUCUCCCUCACUUACUGUAGAUAUGACUUCAAGAGGCCAUUGUAUGACCUCGUUGGGUAGCUGAUUAGGUAUACAGUGAAAGAAAAGGAUGGUUUUACAGAGAAAUAAAUGUUUUGAAGUUUUUUGCACAUGUAAUUAAAAGUUUAAUGUUUCUGUAGAAAGCAGAAUCUUUUAUAAUUCUAUUUAUUCACCUAAAACAAUGGGCUGGACAUUUUGGUUCCAGUGAGACUGAGUUCCAUUGAGUGAUGCUAAACUGGUCUCUUUGUGCUACUUUUUUCCAUUUGCUUUUUCUUCCCGUUCAUUCAUCCUGCAUCUGCUCCCCCCCAGAUCUCAGUCCCCACCCCCCACCCUCCUCUCCAAUAUAAAACAAUUGCUAUCUGCAGACUGAAAGUCCGAGAUUUCAGUCUAGCCGUCCUUAAAAAUUGGGUUUGUGGCACCCGUUGACUGCACUCUUGUAAUGAAAAGUUAAUUUGCACAACUUCGUCAAAGCAUUAUGAAAGUCUUGAAUGGAGCAUUGAGUACUCUUGGUGGUUAAUAACUUAUCAGUGCUCUGCCACCACUUAGCAGUUGGCUACUUGGGCUUAUUCUGCAAGGAAGAAGUCUUCUAGAGCCAGUACAGUCGGCAUGAAGUACAUUUUGUUUUGUUGUGUUCCUCUUGUAACUUGUAGAAGUAAUAUAGAAGUGUACUUUGUGACACGAAUCGACAGAGUUUCUAAAUACUUUUGAUAUUUGUAAACUUUUUUUAGUCUUACAGUUUUCAAAGGGGAAAAUGUCACGUAUCAAACGCUGUUUAACUGUGUGUUCGUUGUUGCUCGGGCCGUUCCUGCUUAUUUUUUGAAAAGUCUGAAGAAGAAGGAAAAAAAAAACACACACAAAGCCUGACCUUGACCCCGGGAAAAUAAUUUGAACAGAGUCCAAGACAAUUGGGUGCCAAU
Molecule: messenger RNA, 2451 nt
Organism: Amblyraja radiata (thorny skate)
Lineage: Eukaryota; Metazoa; Chordata; Chondrichthyes; Rajiformes; Rajidae
Product: golgin subfamily A member 7
Exons: 6
Coding region: 41-478 (145 amino acids)
Biological process (GO): peptidyl-L-cysteine S-palmitoylation; protein targeting to membrane
Cellular component (GO): palmitoyltransferase complex
Source: RefSeq, a predicted model, not a curated record